Gamsiella multidivaricata is the source of this 1743-nucleotide messenger RNA. Its product is annotated as S-adenosylmethionine decarboxylase. Gene Ontology annotation, biological process: spermine biosynthetic process; spermidine biosynthetic process. The record is from RefSeq and is a predicted model, not a curated record. The transcript has 2 exons. Gene Ontology annotation, molecular function: adenosylmethionine decarboxylase activity. NCBI's taxonomy places the organism in Eukaryota, Fungi, Mortierellomycota, Mortierellomycetes, Mortierellales, Mortierellaceae. Gene Ontology annotation, cellular component: cytosol. The coding region runs from base 1 to 1743 and encodes 580 amino acids.
AUGACUGUUCCUGUCCCUGUCCCAUCCUCGGCCCCGGCCGUCGCCACCACCACCACCGACGAACUCAAGUCCGCCGCCCUUCAACAUCUUAACGCCUCUAUUAUUCCAACCAACUCUGCUACCGCCGACUCAGAUUGUGCUUCUACCACCAAUGAUGCCACCCACAGCCUCAUUCAAGUAGUCUCCGCCGCUUCCGCGCACCUUCACAACAACGAAGCUGGAUUCGAGAACGACGCAUUCUUGGACACUACCAACGAUACGCAGGAAGCCGGUUCGUUCGAGGGUCCCGAGAAGCUACUCGAGAUCUGGUUCGGCCCUGCUCCGUACCUCCUGCAGGGCAUUCGAACCACCCCCACCGAGCUCCAAUCGACCGAGACCGACGAUUCCUUUGGCGGAUCCGACCGAUAUGGUCUUCGUAUCGUGCCCAAGCCCGUCUGGGACGAGAUGUUAGCCAUUGUCAAAUGUCAGGUGUUGAACUCGAUCCAGAACGACUGCAUGGACGCGUUCCUCUUAAGCGAGUCCUCGUUCUUUGUCUACCCUCACAAGCUGAUCCUCAAAACCUGCGGUACAACCACGCUGUUGAUGGCCCUGCCCAAGAUCCUGGAGAUUGCACAGAACUACUGUGGACUCGAAAAGGUCUGGCGUGUCUUCUAUUCCCGCAAGACCUUUAUGUUCCCCGAGCGUCAGUUGCAUGUUCAUCGCGACUGGAAGGACGAGGUGGCCUUCUUGGAUCGCCACUUUGAUCACGGCGCCGCGUACACUGUCGGCAAGGUUAAUGGAGACCACUGGUGUCUGUAUCUGACUGCACCUCAGGACGAUUGCCUCUCGCACAUUACCUCUCGACGUAGCAGUGUCAGCUCUCUGGACAACACCAUCAACCCCAGCAACGAGAAUGGCGAUGUGGUCAUCGUCGGUGGCCACGACGAGAAGGUUCCUCAUCUUUUGAGCAUUGUGACUGAUAAGGGCGUAUCUGAUUUCGGACAGGACUCCCCCUUGGCAUCGCCUGGAUCGUCCUCUGCAUCGUCUGUGGCGUCGUCGUCUUCGUCGAUUUCGAUUGCCACAUCUGCCAGUAGCGCUAGCUAUUUGUAUCCCUCUCACGAUCAGACGGUCGAGAUUCUUAUGACCAACUUGAACCCUGAGGCGAUGAAGCGUUUUUAUCAGAGACCGGACGAUGUUCCGGGCACCGUUGGUGGUGUCCGUGUGGAUCAGGAGACUGGUUUGGCUGGACUCUUCCCUCAGGCGCAACUGGACUCUUUCCUGUUCACACCCUGUGGUUAUUCCGCCAACGCUCUCCAGGACGGCAACUAUUACACGAUCCAUGUGACCCCCGAGCCCGUCUGCUCCUACGCAUCGUUCGAGACUAACAUUCCCGUGGGUCUCCGCAGCAAGAAGAGCAGCAAGGUCUCUGGCAGUAGCACUCCUGUAUCUGCGGCGUCGGCUAGCGAGGAUGGCGAUGCAACUGAAGAUGUGGUCAGCAAGGCGACCUACACUGGUCCUGAGACUUUGACAGAGUUGAUUUCGAAGGUGGUCGAGAUCUUCCAGCCUGGUACCAUGAGCGUGACCCUAUUUUCGUCCCAUAUGACUGAGGAUGGUCAAAUGGAGACGGACCGCCAGAUGGAACGCCGCCAGCGCCGCAUGGUCAAGGCAAUGGGCCGCGUCGCAGGUUUCACCCGUACGGACCGUAUCCUGUAUGAGUUUGAAGGAUGCGAUUUGGUCUUCGGACACUUUGUGGCCAAGGCCUAA